AUGGGUAGUAGACGUCAUAAGAAUAAGCAGGCCGCUCCACCAAGUUUUGACGAGUUUCAAGCUAAACAGGAUAGAAAAGCAAAGAGAAUCGAGGAAAGAACAAAGAGAUCCAGCAAUGAUGUAACUGAUAAGAAAUCCAGUAAGAAACAAAAGACUGCUACUGAUGACCACGAAAAACAACAUGAUCACCACAAAGAAGAUAGUGAAAAUAAACACAGUAAGCAUAAACAUGAAAAAUCUCAUUCAUCGAAGAAACAUAAGAAACACCAUAAUGACGACGAGGAAGAAGAAAAUCACGAAUUCCCAGCUGAUCUGCCAGAAGUUGAUUUAGAAGAACUAUCCAAAGCAAAGAAAUCCUUGUUCGACGAUGAGGAAGAAGUCGAUGAGGAUCUACAAGGUGAAUUUGAUAUGGAACAAGAAUAUGAAAACGAUGAAGAUGACAAUGUUCAAGUCAAAUCCAUGUUUUCAGAUGAUGAAGACUUUGGUGAAGACGAACUGGAAGAUUUGAAUGCUGCCAAUAUGGAAUCUCUGUCUCAAAAGCUUGAUGAAGAAGAAGCUGAAGAAGCUGAGCAAGCCGAGCAGGAAUUGGUUCAAGCCAAUCAAACUCAACCAAGGGCUGAUGUUCUACCUUCUAAGGAAGAAGAAGAAAUGAUGGGUAGUGGUCCACAAGACCUAACUUCUGUUAGAACCAGAAUUAUUGAAAUUGUUAAAGUUCUUGAAGAUUUCAAAACAUUGGGUGCCGAAGGUAGGUCAAGAACUGAAUAUGUCGAUAGACUUCUAAAGGAUAUCUGUGAAUACUUUGGUUACACUCCAUUCCUUGCCGAGAAAUUAUUCAACCUAUUCUCUCCAUCUGAAGCUCUUGAAUUCUUUGAGGCCAAUGAAAUUGCUAGACCUAUUACUAUUAGAACAAACACCUUGAAAACAAGAAGAAGAGAUUUAGCUCAAUCUUUAGUUAACAGAGGUGUUAACCUUCAACCAAUUGGUAACUGGACCAAGGUUGGUUUGCAAAUCUUUGACUCCCAAGUUCCAAUCGGUGCAACCCCCGAAUACUUGGCUGGUCAGUAUAUUCUACAGGCUGCAUCUUCUUUCUUACCUGUUAUCGCUCUAGACCCCCACGAAAAUGAACGUAUUUUGGAUAUGGCAGCUGCUCCAGGUGGUAAAACUACAUAUAUUUCUGCUCUAAUGAAAAACACUGGUUGUGUUUUUGCUAAUGAUGCAAACAAAAACAGAACAAAAUCUCUUAUUGCUAACAUUCAUCGUUUAGGUUGCACUAACACUAUUGUUUGUAACUAUGAUGCCCGUGAAUUCCCAAAGGUUAUCGGUGGUUUUGAUAGAAUUCUGUUAGAUGCUCCUUGUUCCGGUACUGGUGUUAUCGGUAAGGAUCAAUCCGUUAAAGUUUCUCGUACUGAAAAGGAUUUUAUUCAAAUUCCACAUUUACAAAAACAAUUAUUAUUGUCUGCUAUUGAUUCGGUGGAUUGUAACUCAAAGCACGGUGGUGUUAUUGUGUACUCUACAUGUUCUGUUGCAGUGGAAGAAGAUGAAGCUGUCGUCAACUAUGCAUUAAGAAAGAGACCAAACGUCAAACUAGUUGAAACUGGUCUUGUUAUUGGUAAGGAAGGUUUUACAAGCUUUAGAGGUAAGAAUUUCCACCCAAGUGUGAAACUAACCAGAAGAUACUACCCACAUACUUACAAUGUUGAUGGUUUCUUCGUUGCCAAAUUCCAAAAAACAGGUCCAUCUCCACAUGACGAUAACCAAGCUAGUGCAAAGGAGAAGGAAGCUCUUGCUAGAGAAGAAGCUAUGGAGGAAGGUAUUAUUCAUGAAGAUUUCGCCAACUUCGAUAAUAAAGAAGAUGAAAAGUACAUAAAUAAAUCCAAGAAGAACAGUCUAUUAAAGAAAGGUAUCAACCCAAAGAGUAGCGGUGCACCAAAGAAAUAA
This is a messenger RNA of Maudiozyma barnettii, 1938 nucleotides long. It is a transcript of the gene NOP2, whose product is annotated as rRNA (cytosine-C5-)-methyltransferase NOP2. Lineage: Eukaryota; Fungi; Ascomycota; Saccharomycetes; Saccharomycetales; Saccharomycetaceae. The record is from RefSeq and is a predicted model, not a curated record. Gene Ontology annotation, molecular function: RNA binding; rRNA (cytosine-C5-)-methyltransferase activity. The coding region runs from base 1 to 1938 and encodes 645 amino acids. The transcript has a single exon. Gene Ontology annotation, cellular component: nucleolus. Gene Ontology annotation, biological process: rRNA base methylation; maturation of LSU-rRNA.